AUGCGAGGGGACAGGAACAGGCGUGUGAGGGACGCGCUGCCACCACCGCUCCCCUCACAUCCCACGGGUGACACGGCGUCCCCAGACAGCCGCCUCUCUCGGGGUUCCCGGGGGCUGUCCGGGUUCCGGGGGUCCCACGGCUCUCCCCCCAGGGCGGUGCCCCCCGAGGUGCAGAGCGUGCGGGACCUGAGCCCCGAGCUGGUGGUGGAGGCGGCCGUGCGCUGCCUGCGGGCCGUGCGCCCCGCGCUGGGCGCCCCGCUGAGCCCCCUGCUGCCCCCCGGCAUCUCCGCCCGCUUCCGCCUGGCCUCCGAGCUGGCCGCCGCCUGCCAGGAGCUGGGCUUUGGGGGUGACGUGGGCUACCAGACCUUCCUGUACAGCUCCGAGCACGACACGCGGCGCCUGCUCCUCUUCCUCGUGGAGAAGCUGCCUCGGGACGAGGGCGAGCGCGGCGCCGAGCCCCCCGGGAAAUCGGGGGCGCUGCUCCGAGCCAUCGGCGCCCGGAUCCGGGAGCAGCUGGGGACCCCCUGGGUGCCCCCCCUGUGCCGCACGCCCCGGCUGCAGCGGCUGCAGGGCACAAGUCACCUGCACCCUUUCACUACCUGUCCCCUGGUCCUGCCCCAAAGUGGGGGAUCCCCAGAGCUGCAGGAGUAUUUUGGGGGUGCCACCCCUCCGGUGCCAGCACAGCCCCCCCUUCCCUCGCAGAGCCCCCCGGCCCUGCUGGAGACCCACACGGCCCAGCUGAGCGCCCGCCACGACUGGGAGGCCGAGUGGGGGGGCCCCGGCCUGGCCUCCCGCCUGCCCCCCCAGGACCCCCAGGUGCUGCUGCAGCAGAUCCAGGUGGCUGCCGAGACCCUGCAGCCCCCAAAGGGCCCCGAGGAGGCCGGGGGCUCUGGCCAGGCCAGUGAGGAGGCGGCGCUGGAGGCGACACUGGCCCGGCUGGAGGCUGAGAUCGAGGGGUGCCGGGAGCAGCUGCGGGCGGCCCAGCUCAGCCUCACCCAGCUGGUGGUGGAGUCCAGCAGCCGCCGCAUCGUCAGCCUGGCCGGGCAGUGGGAGCGGCACCGCGGGCCCCUCCUGGCCGAGUACCGGCAGCUCCGCGCCCUGCGCGACUCCGCCCAGGUACCGGGGCCCUCCCCUCCCCUCCCCUCCCCUCCCCUUCCCUGGAUUUGGGGGUCCCCAGGGCCGUCUCUGGUUGUUUUUGGGGUCUCUGGGGCCUCUCAGGUCCCUUCACAGUGGGUGGCCGAGCUGGAGGCGCUGCCCCCCGAGGUCUCGCGCGCCGUUUACACCCAGCGCAUCCUGGAGAUCGUGGGCAACAUCCGCAAGCAGAAGGAGGAGAUCGGCAAGAUCCUGGAGGACACGAGGGCGCUGCAGAAGGAAAUCAACGCCCUGGUGGGGAAACUGGAGAGGACCUUCAGCGUCACCGACGAGCUGCUCUUCAAGGACGCCAAGCGGGACGAGGUGGUGAGAAAAGCCUACAAGUACCUGGCAGCUCUGCACGAGGUAACGGGGCUGGGGGGGUCACUGGGGGGGCGAGAGUCGUCGCGGCGCCUGGCGGAGACGCGGGCGCUGCUCCAGCGCAGCCGCGCGGCCGCCGAGGAGGCGCGGAGGAAAGAGAGCCUGCACGCCCAGCUG
Onychostruthus taczanowskii (white-rumped snowfinch) is the source of this 1629-nucleotide messenger RNA. It is a transcript of the gene CCDC22, whose product is annotated as coiled-coil domain containing 22. The annotation marks the transcript as partial. Lineage: Eukaryota; Metazoa; Chordata; Aves; Passeriformes; Passeridae. The record is from RefSeq and is a predicted model, not a curated record. Gene Ontology annotation, molecular function: cullin family protein binding. Gene Ontology annotation, biological process: positive regulation of ubiquitin-dependent protein catabolic process. The transcript is spliced from 13 exons.